UCCGUACGUACGGACUCCGGCGAGGGGCUUGUCAGGCGAUUGAGCUUAUUUGAUCUCGUUCUACUUGGAAUCGGCGCUUCGAUAGGCGCCGGAAUAUUCGUGGUCACCGGAACCGUCGCGCAUGACGCCGGACCUGGUCGGUGGCUCUGUGAUGCUUUUAAGUGAAUGAAUUGGCUCUUGUGAUUUUGCUUUUGAAUUUGCUUUAUUUGUUCUGUAUUUGGCUGCUUAUAACAUUUAUCUGAUUUAGUAUAUGCAUUUAUAUAACGAGCAUUUAUCCAUAUGGAUACAAGUUUUGAUAUUAACGAUCUUGAAUGCGAAGAAAUUUCUGAACUGAGGUUAGUUGACAUGUUAAUUUGGCAGAUGGAAGUUCAUAAAUGGUCUAGGAAGGAAAAUUGAAAUGAAAUAGAAGUAGGAGUAGAUCAAUCAUGUGCAUUAAUCUCUAUGGAGAUUCAUAAUUUUCUACUAUUUACUCUUUUAGUUAAACUUGCAGUCAUUUUGUCAGUCAGCCAUGGAUGAUAAUUGAUAAUGCAAUAAUUUUCUCUGGAUAUUAUCAACCUUUUAGUUAUGUAUGAAUGAUUCAAUGAUUUUCUCUGCAAAUCAUUUUUCUUUUAAGUUAACUUACUUUAGAUGUGUAAUUGAAAUUAAAUUCGAAGAAUAUGACUUCUUUGCCUAUAACAAUUUGUGCAUUUCUUCCACUAACUCCAUGGCUGUCUUCUCUGAAUCAGGCGUUACAAUUAGCUUUAUAAUUGCGGGAGCAUCGUGUGUGCUGAAUGCUCUAUGCUAUGCUGAAUUAUCUUCUCGUUUUCCGGCUGUUGUUGGGGGGGCUUACUUGUAUACGUACACUGCUUUCAAUGAACUUACUGCUUUUCUUGUUUUUACCCAGUUGAUGCUUGAUUAUCAUAUUGGUGCUGCUAGUAUAGCACGUAGCUUAGCGAGCUAUGUAAUUACUGUAAUAGAGCUUAUUCCUUCGGUGAAGGAUACAAUACCAGAUUGGAUUGGGCAUGGUAAACAGAUCUAUGGAGCAUUAUCUAUUAACGUAUUGGCGCCUAUUAUCCUAGUGCUUCUGACGGCUGUUCUCUGUCGGGGUGUUGGAGAGUCUUCUAUACUGAAUUCAAUCAUGACAGUGACAAAGGUUCUUAUUGUUCUCUUUGUCAUCAUUGUUGGAUCAUUUAAGGUUGACACUUCAAAUUGGACCCCUUUUACUCCACGAGGUUUUAAGUCAAUAUUGACAGGGGCAACCGUGGUCUUCUUUGCAUAUGUAGGAUUUGAUGCAGUUGCUAAUUCUGCUGAGGAAUCCAAGAAACCCCAGAGGGACCUUCCCCUGGGAAUAAUUGGUAGCCUUCUUGUCUGUGUUGCACUCUACAUUGGCGUCUGCUUAGUGAUUACUGGGAUGAUUCCUUACGAAAAUCUUGGAGAAGAAGCACCUUUAGCUAAAGCUUUCACCUCCAAUGGCUUGAAAUAUGUCUCGGUAAUAAUCAGCUUUGGUGCUGUUGCUGGACUAACAACAACACUUUUAGUCGGGCUUUAUGUUCAGUCGCGGUUGUAUCUUGGACUUGGAAGGGAUGGGUUACUACCAACCAUGUUUUCCAAAGUACAUCCAACCCUUCACACCCCAAUCCAUUCGCAAAUUUGGGUUGGCUUUGUUGCUAGCAUCUUGUCAUGUUUCCUUAAUGUUCGCGUGCUCUCGCAUAUUCUCUCAGUUGGAACUUUGACAGGGUAUUCAGUUGUCUCAGCAUGUGUCGUGACAUUGCGCUGGAAGAACAAACCAUCAUCAAGUCAGGCUUCUACUUGGUGUAUUUCCAGGAGGACAGAGGGCAUCCUUUAUCUCAUCGGAAUUGCUUCUUGUGGUUUUGUUGCUGGAAUCCUCUUCCGUUUCGAUGUUUCAUUUUUUUUCCUCAUUCCAGUCGCGGUUCUUGCAAUCAUUUCUGCUGCAGCUCUUUAUAUUCGUCAAGUGUAUAGUGUUCCUCUUGGCUUUUCUUGUCCUCUAGUUCCAUUAGUUCCAUCCAUCAGCAUUUUUGUUAACAUGUUUUUAUUUGCUCAGUUACACUAUGAAGCCUGGGUCAGGUUCGCCACCCUCAGCGUCGUCGCGGUUGUUAUUUACGCGUCGUAUGGCCAGUUUCACGCCAACCCGGGCACCGGAGAUGAUGACGCCGGCGCCGCAUAAUCUCCUUUCUGCCGAGAAAAGCCCAGAAUUUCCUCAACAUGUAGAAUAUUUUGCAGGCCUUAGCAAAUUCACAGAGCAUUUGGCAAAUAAGUGUGUUCACGAUGAGGAUCAUAAAUUUACAUUUAUGUAUCUUUUUGGUACAGUUAUAUAUUAUAGUAUAUAUUAUAUUAUCGUGUGAUGGCAAAUAUAUACCGUCUGUUUUGAUUAAAUAUGCCAACCAAAUGAUCUCCGAUCGGAUCAGCUCCGAUUAUCGAAAGAACAGCAACACAUCAAGGGGAAAACAGGUAAUACAUAUAUAUACAUAUAACCAACAUUGUCCAUUUUUAGGCACACAAUUGACACAACACAACACAGCUGUUGUGCUGCACUCACUGACUUUUCGACUCUAUAACUGUACAGUUACCAAAUCCGGCGUCCCUUCCCGUCCCGAGCCGACCCCUUCUUUGGCAAUUGCACGACCACGACUGGCGGCUCAAGACCAUUAACUCCAUCAAGAUCCCAGACAAACUCUCGGGAGAAAUAAAAAGACACGGUAACGUAAAAGAAGAUCCUUAUUACCCGCUGCUGAAAAAAAAAAAAACUUGAGGACGUGGGCGGGGGGCU
Molecule: messenger RNA, 2767 nt
Organism: Andrographis paniculata
Lineage: Eukaryota; Viridiplantae; Streptophyta; Magnoliopsida; Lamiales; Acanthaceae
Product: cationic amino acid transporter 9, chloroplastic-like
Exons: 8
Coding region: 569-2164 (531 amino acids)
Biological process (GO): transmembrane transport; amino acid transport
Cellular component (GO): membrane
Molecular function (GO): amino acid transmembrane transporter activity
Source: RefSeq, a predicted model, not a curated record